This is a messenger RNA of Cyprinus carpio (common carp), 2518 nucleotides long. RefSeq lists its product as uncharacterized. The record is from RefSeq and is a predicted model, not a curated record. NCBI's taxonomy places the organism in Eukaryota, Metazoa, Chordata, Actinopteri, Cypriniformes, Cyprinidae. Gene Ontology annotation, biological process: negative regulation of canonical Wnt signaling pathway. Gene Ontology annotation, cellular component: cytoplasm.
UGAAAGAUUGAUUGCUUUUGGUCUGUUGGGAAGGGUGAGGAGCAUCCUGGUGGACCUCGGGAUUCCUCAGAAGAUGGAAGAAGAGCGCAGUCUAAAUAAAGAGCGUCUGGAGGCCAGUUUGACGUGGCUGUGUGAACUGGAGAUACUGAAGCAGCGGCAGGAGAGCCUGGUCCUCGGUGCCCUGUCGCUCGGGGACUCCGUGGCGGGAUGCCCUGCUCGAGGUGAUGUGGGACCGGCCCGCAGCAGCAGAGAGCAGGAGCAGCUCACUUUAAGACGGCAGCUGAACCGACUCCAGGGUGCCCCCAGCCUGCUGAUGCUGGCACUGCAACAGCAGCUCAGUCAGUUGAGGUUGGAUACAGGACUCGCAUGUGAGCAGAAUAAUGAGGAGGAUUUGGACAGUCCCAGUGCGUCCAGCUCAGGGUUUUAUGAGCAAAGUGAAAGUCUGUCUCCUCCAUUGCAUUCCUGUUCCUCCCCAGACCUCAAUGUCUCCUGUCACAGGCCCAGAUCUGUGGAUGCCUACAUGCUGGACUGGCAGGGUCAUACGGAGCCCACAGUACAUACCACCCUACCCCACUCGUUUUCUUCCCCGUACCCCCCACUGGAGGGUAUUGCCGAGGGAACAGAGGAGGAAGAAGAUGAUGAAGAAAGCCCUCAGUGGGUUACAGAUCGGAUAGCUAAUGGGAAUAAAAGCCUUACGCCAGAGAUGAGCCUGAAUUCUGAUGCUGAGGCAGAUUCUGCAGUGAAGAUAGAUGAUGGGCCAACAGAAGAAGACAUCCAGCAGGCUAUGCGUGUGGAGAUGUACAUCCUGGGACUACUGCAGCGGCGACACUUUAGAUCUACAGCAGAGCUCAACUCUGAUCCCGAUCAGUGGCAUGACUUACACACAUACCCACCUAGUUACCCAGAACUUGACCAAUCGCAAUGGCAGGAAUGGACUACUCUCUCUGAUGAAGAGAAUAAGCAUGAAUCCCAAGAUGGAUAUUACAUGAACCUUCCCAAUUCCAAAGUUGGACCAACCUCCCUAAGCAGCGACGAGCCAGAAUCCUCCUUGGAAAUGGAUCAGUAUGGGAUCGAAGAAGUCUACACUAGUAGCAAUGUCUCCCCCCGGCAUCAACCGGUUUACAUCGAACACCGUCCCACAAUGUCAGACACUAUGAAACCCCACAUUCACACCUGCUGCAAUCACACCUGCGUACCUACAUUGUCAACUGCUGAGUCCCAUGAGCAACACCAGCCCAUUCCAUCCCAAAAGUGGGCCCUUCUUCAGUCCCUAGCCAGAAUGAGUCCAGAUGAAAGGUGGACAACUCUAGGAGAGAGACAAACCAAGUCGACCAUCCGUUCUCAGUCAGAGGACAGUUGCGCCUCUCAAGGUUGGACCACCCAGCCGGAGCACAAAUACUAUACGGUGGGACGGGACAUGGGCAGGCAUCAUAGUGAUGAAUUGUAUCCAUCUAAUCAGCGGCUCUGGUGCUCCUCGGCAGAUCUCAGUCAAGAAGAGGAUGAGGGGAUAUUCAGAGAAGACGUGCACAAAUCAAUCAGACUAAAUCAGUCACCUGCCAAGUGUAUCAGUGUUCAGUUCCUGGAGCAGGACCUGAGGGUGCAAGAGUGGUCAGAGGCCACAACUGCACCGCCCAAUGGUUCAGACUCCAGUCUGAGACAGAAUUUCUCUCCAGGAACCAGUUCAGUGUCCAGUGAUUCAGAUGAGAGCGCAGGGCUGGUCUGGCCUCAGCAACUGCCCCCUCGCUUGCCCCCAUCCUCCUCUUCUCCACAGAAUCCCUCCAAUGCCAUGGUCAAGAUUAAAGCCUCCCAUGUGCUCAAAAAGAAGAUCAUGAGAUUUCGUUCAGGCUCUCUCAAACUCAUGACAACUGUCUGAGUCUGGCCAUAAACAUAUCUGCCUAUUUAUAUCUUAAAAUUCAAUUGAGAACAUUAUGUAAUUCACUUCUUAAGCCGUGACGUACUGAAUACUGCUUCCGGAUCCAAGCCUCUACUCUCAUUUCAAAUAAGAAUACUAUCCCAUCAGCCAUUUAUGAGCACUCAUUUAUGGCACACUUUUAAGCUAAGCUUUUAAAAACUUACGGUGUACUAUCUUUGGCCUUACAAACUUAUGGAUACUAUUUUUUUUUUACAAUUUAAAAAAAAUGUUUUCAGUAUAGAGAUAAGGUUAGAUUCAUGUUAUUCUGUCGUACUUUGUACUCUGUAGUAUGUUAUUUGCUUUUGGGAUCUGAUAGAGAGUUUGGACUCAGAAACUGUGACAUGAUGUCAAAUUUAACCAGAUUUACACUUCUGGGAUUAUUGUAUCUUUCUUCUUGUUAAUAAAAGAUCUGAUGAGAUGCAACCACAAGAUACAAAGCAAACCCACUAAGCACACCAAGCCCCUUACAAGAUCAUACUAUUUUGGAUUUUUGGAUUUUCACCCAAAAAUGAAGAUUCUGUCAUGAUUAACUCACCCUCAUGUCGUUCCAAACCUGACUUUGUUUCUUGUGUAGAAUACAUUUUGUCAUUACAAUGGAAGUCAAUG